This is a messenger RNA of Phacochoerus africanus (Common warthog), 4044 nucleotides long. It is a transcript of the gene NINL, whose product is annotated as ninein like. Gene Ontology annotation, molecular function: calcium ion binding. The transcript is spliced from 23 exons. Gene Ontology annotation, cellular component: centrosome. Gene Ontology annotation, biological process: microtubule anchoring at centrosome. Lineage: Eukaryota; Metazoa; Chordata; Mammalia; Artiodactyla; Suidae. The record is from RefSeq and is a predicted model, not a curated record. The coding region runs from base 184 to 3279 and encodes 1031 amino acids.
CCUUCGGCGUCCCUAGCGUGUAGCACCCGCGGCGCCUGCAGGCCUGGAGGAGCGCGGCGCAGGGACCUCCAGACACAAAGAGCGGCGGCAGGACGCGGGUGGGAGGCGUGAGCCCGCCCGGCGCUCUUGGUCUGUCCGCGCGCGGGCGGAACCCGAGACGCCCCUAGCCCAGCCUGCGAUGGGAUGGACGAGGAGGAAGAAAGCCACUAUGUUUCGAAGCUCAGGGACCUGUACCACAGCUGUGACACCACAGGGACCGGAUUUCUGGACCGGGAGGAGCUGACCCAACUCUGCCUGAAGCUUCAUCUGGAGAAGCAACUGCCCAUCCUUCUGCAGACACUUCUUGGAAACGACCACUUUGCCAGGGUUAACUUCGAAGAGUUUAAGGAUGGUUUCGUGGCAGUGUUGUCAUCGCAGGCCAGUGUUGGCUCCUCAGAUGAAGGCAGUGUGGCUUUGGAAUCGGCUGCCCCCUGUGCUGUCCCGCCAAAGUAUGUGAGCGGUUCUAAGUGGUAUGGCCGUCGGAGCCGGCCCGAGCCCUGUGUGUCUGCUGGUGGAACCAGCUGUUUACCGGAGCAGCCCGCCAGGCCCAGUGUGAGAAACCAGCUCCGUCGCUCUGCGUCCCUGGAAAGUGUGGAGAGUCUCAAGUCCGAUGAAGAAGCUGAAAGCACAAAGGAGCCUCAGAUUGAGUUGUUUGAAGCACAAGGUCAGCUGCCAGCCUGGGGUGAGGUCUUCGGGAGCCCCCGGAAGCCCUGCAGCCCCUCCUCUGAUACCCCUGAAAGCCGGGUCCGGGACAUCUGGGAAGAGCUGGGUGUUGGCAGCAGUGGCCACCUCACCGAGCAGGAGCUGGCUCUGGUCUGCCAGAGCGUCGGGCUCCGUGGACUGCAGAAGGAGGAACUUGAAGACUUGUUCAACAAGCUGGACCGAGAUGGGGACGGCAGAGUGAGUCUGGAGGAAUUCCAGCUUGGCCUGUUCAAUCACGGGCCCCCUCAACUUCUGGAAUCUUCCACUCUUGUCAAACCGAAUGGGUCCUGGUCUCAUUACCAGGUCUCUGAAGAGGGCGGUGGCCAGACCACGACCUCGUCCCUCGUGUCCGUGUGCUCCAGCCCGCACCUCUUCUGCAGCGUGGACGAUGGUACCGGCUUCGCCUUCCCAGAGCAGAUCAUCGCCCUGUGGCAGCAGGAGGGGGUUCACAAUGGCAGAGAGGUCUUACAGAGCCUGGACUUCAGUGUGGAUGAGAAGGUGAACCUUUUGGAGCUGACCUGGGCCCUUGAGAACGAGCUUCUGACAGUGGAUGGUGCCGCCCAGCAGGCAGCCUUGGCCUGUUACCGCCAGGAGCUGAGCUUCUGCCAGGGAAAGGUGGAGCAGCUGGCCAGGGAGCGAGACAAGGCCAGGCAGGACCUGGAGAAGGCUGAGCAGAGGAACCUGGAGUUUGUGAAGGAGAUGGAUGACUGCCACUGCGCCUUGGAGCAGCUCACGGAGGAGAAGAUCAGGCGCCUGGAGCAGGGCUACCGAGGGAGGCUAAGCCUCCUGAGGACCGAGGCAGAGGUGGAGCGUGAGCUGUUCUGGGAGCAGGCCCGCCAGCAGAGGGCUGCCUUGGAGGGGGACCUGCAGCACCUUCGAGCAGAAGAGACCAGCCUCCGAGAGAAGUUGACCCUGGCCCUGAAGGAAAACAGUCGAUUGCAGAAGGAGAUUAUCGAAGUCGUGGAGAAGCUCUCGGAGUCAGAGAAGCUGGUCCUGAAGCUGCAGAAUGACCUGGACUUUGUGUUGAGGGACAAGCUGGAGCCUCAGAGCACGGAACUUCUGGCGCAGGAGGAGCGGUUCUCAGGAGUCCUGAAGGAGUACGAACUCAAGUGCCGGGACCUGCAGGACCACAACGAUGAGCUGCAGGCUGCAUUGGAAGGCCUGAGGGCACAGCUGCCUCCGAGUCGGCACAGCCUGCCCCACACACAGCUGGAUGGCCAGCUGCCCCCUGGACACAGCCCAGCAGGCAUUGUCACAUUUGUAGGUGACUCCAUUCCAGUGAGUUUAGAAACGGAGAUAAUGUUGGAGCAGGUGAAAGAACGUUACCAGGACCUCAAGAUCCAGCUGGAGACCAAGGUGAAUUACUAUGAAAAGGAAAUUGAGGGGAUGAAAAGGGACUUUGCGGAGGAGAGACAGGAAAUGGAGCGGGCCUUCAAGCUUGAGGUCAGCGUGCUGCAGGACCAGAAGGCCAAGCUGGUGGCGCUGCACUCAGAAUCGCAGGAGGUCGUCCAUGGCCUGAGGGACCGGCUGCAGAGGAUUGUGGAGCUGGACCAGGGCCAUGCAAGACUGACCCAGGAGAGGGACCGGCUGGAGGAGGCGCUGCAGCGGGUCAGAAUUGAAUUGGAUAAGCUUUCUGAAGAAAACACUGUUUUGAAAAAUGAGCUAGGAAGGAUCCAGCAAGAGCUUGAAGCUGCCAAAAGGACAGAGGAUGCACAGAGGAAGGAAAUUGAGGUUUUAAAGAGAGAAAAGGAAAAGGCCUGCUCUGAGAUGGAGGAGCUCUGCACACAGAGUCAGAAAUGCAAGGCUGAAUUGUCCCAGCUCAACGACAGGGUCCUGCAGUUGGGAGAAGAGGCCUCUACCCACCAGGCCCAGAACGAGAAGAAUCGCAUCAUGAUUCAGCUGCUGACAGGGAGAUUGGAGGGGGUGGUGCGCCAGGAGGAGCUGCAGAGUAAGCAAAUCCAGAAACUUGAACUUGAACUUGGACACGUGACUGAGGAACGUCAGAGCCUGAGACUGGCACAGUCACAGCUGAGAGAGGCCCUCGAAGAAAGUCAGGACCAGCUGAGUUUGGCGAGGUCCCAGCAUGCCCUCGAGGUCCAACGGCUGCAGGAGCAGGUGGGGCAGCUGGUGCCUCAGGGCCGCGUGGCUGAGCUGCAGCGGCUGCUGGAUGGGGAGCGACAGGCGGCUCGGCGGCUCCUGGAAGAGGAGGGGAGGCGACUGGAAACGCAGCGGGAAGCCCAUGAGAAACAGCUGAAAGCCACAGAGGAGCGGGUAGAGGAGAUGGAAAUGAUUUUGAAGAAUGUGGAAGUGCUCCUCCAAGAAAAAGUGGGUGAGCUGAAGGAGCAGUUUGAAAAGAACACACGCUCUGAUUUGCUGCUCAAGGAGCUCUAUGUGGAAAAUGCUCAACUGACGAAAGCACUUCAGGUCACUGAAGAGAGGCAACGAGGAGCCGAGAAAAAGUCCCGCUUCUUGGAAGAAAAAGUUAGAGCUCUCAACAAACUACUCAGUAAGAUCGCUUCAGCAGCCCUCUCUGUGUAAAGACUGCUUUUCUUCCGGGAGUUCAUUUCGAAAGAACAUCUUUUAAAAGUAAGCUGCUGUGAUGCCCCGAUUUCUGGGUUCGUUGUCCGUGCACCUCUGGACAAGUGAGCACUGUGGUUCUCUAUUCAGCCCACAAAUGUUUAACCAAGGUCUAUUGUGUGCCACAUGCAGGGGAAACAGACAUGUGGGGAAAAAAGUAACUUUUUUUUAAUCGGUCCUGGGUAAUUUUCCUAGGUAACAUUCCUAAUUUUUCUACUUUACUGGUGAAACAGAUUAUGGGGGCCCUCAGCAAGGUAAACUGUAAAAAUAAUUUGUGUUGUACUUCUGACCUUGGCUGCAUUAAAAUGCAAAAUCAGGGCUCUGUACAGUUUUACCAUUUCACUCACUGCUUUGGGUUUAGUCAUUAGCAUUCUCCGUGGUGGGUCAGUACAAACACUGCAGAGAUGCUUCACCUCCUGUGACUGUCAGCUGGUGAUAAGAGGAGGGGACAUGCCUGCGACAGGGCCUCCCCACCUCAGGGAGAUCUGGGCAGUGCUUGUACUUCAGGCCUUUGGACUCAGGGAGGAUGGCAGCUACUGUGAAUGCCAUCUUUUCCUCAUUGAAAUGUUAUCACACUGGAACGUGUACACUAUAUGUAAAAAAAAAAAAAGUAUAGUUUUAUAUCCAAAAUAUACAUAAAUUAUGGUCAUUUGGUUUAUCAGAGUAAACUACUGUUAUAUGAAGAAUCACUGUAUUUGCAAUAAAGUCCUUUUCUAUUAAAACUGA